CCUGAUGACAUCAUUUCUGGUGCUGUAUAAAAGGCCAGUUAUAGGACAGUAUCCGAUCAGAGACCCUCCGAGCUGCUCUCAGUACUGUAUCCUGACCAUCAUGCGUGAAAUUGUACAUCUGCAAAUUGGACAAUGCGGCAACCAGAUCGGCUCGAAGUUUUGGGAAGUGAUCAGUGAAGAGCAUGGGAUCAAUGCAACGGGCAUCUAUGAAGGAGACAGCCACCUGCAGCUGGAGAGGGCCAAUGUCUACUUCAACGAGGCAUUUGGUGGGAAAUAUGUGCCCCGAGCCCUACUGAUUGACCUGGAGCCCGGCACCAUGGACAGUGUCAGAGGAAGCCGCAUCGGGGCCCUUUUCAGGCCAGACAAUUUCAUCCACGGAAACUCAGGCGCUGGGAAUAACUGGGCGAAGGGCCACUACACAGAGGGAGCGGAGCUGGUGGAGCAGGUGAUGGACAGAGUGAGGAACGAGAGUGAAGGCUGCGAUUGCCUGCAGGGUUUCCAGAUGGUUCACUCAUUGGGGGGUGGUACCGGCUCCGGCAUGGGAACCCUCCUCAUCAACAAGAUCCGAGAGGAGUACCCCGACCGCAUAAUGAACACCUUCAGCGUUAUGCCCUCCCCUAAAGUCUCUGACACGGUGGUGGAGCCGUACAACGCCACUCUGUCGGUCCACCAACUCCUGGAGAACACGGACGCGACCUUCUGCAUCGACAACGAGGCCCUGUACGAUAUCUGUUUCCGCACGCUGAAACUGACCACGCCGACUUAUGGGGACCUCAACCACUUGGUCUCUAUGACCAUGAGUGGGGUCACGACCUCCCUGAGAUUCCCCGGACAGCUCAACGCAGACCUGAGGAAGCUGGCUGUCAACAUGGUGCCUUUCCCCCGCCUCCACUUCUUCAUGCCAGGCUUCGCCCCCCUGACGGCACGUGGCCACCAAUCGUAUCGAGCCCUCACUGUGCCUGAGCUCACGCAGCAGAUGUUUGAUGCCCGCAACAUGAUGACGGCGUGCGACCCAAGGCGAGGGCGCUACCUCACAGUUGCAGCUAUCUUCCGUGGUAGGAUGUCCACCAAAGAGGUAGAUGAACAAAUGCUUUCUAUCCAGCAGAAAAACAGCGAAUACUUUGUGGACUGGAUCCCACAUAACGUCAAGGUUGCCGUGUGUGACAUCCCACCCCGGGGCCUCAAAAUGUCCGCCACCUUCAUCGGCAAUAACACGGCCAUUCAGGACAUAUUCCGCCGUGUUGGCGAGCAGUUCGCCCUGAUGUUCAGACGGAAGGCCUUUCUUCACUGGUAUACAGGGGAAGGUAUGGAUGAGCUGGAGUUCACCGAGGCAGAGAGCAACCUCAACGACCUGGUGUCAGAGUACCAGCAGUAUCAAGAUGCUACUGCCGCUGAUGACGAUUUGGAAGCAGAGGAUGAAGAAGAGGAGGGACCCUCAUCUUCAGCGACAACAAAGGUUCAGUCUCUCGUGGAAGUUCAACUGGAAACUGUGAGUGAAACAGUCAAAGAGACUGUAGAUGAGUAGAAUACAUGGGGCAGUGUGGUGUGUAGGUUUUACAAAAAGAACUCUUAUUUUUUAGUUGUCCUGAUUGUUGAUUGGUUGGUUGAUUUAGAUAGCCCUUAUUUGAUAAAAUGUGCUGCGGAAUAUUUACACCAUAGAGCUGAUCAUCUUUUAUGUAUUGCUUAAAUAAUUUUUAUGGUUGAAGACUUGUAUUUGAGGUUUAAAGUUUUUUUUUUUACAGUAUUUAUUUGAAAAUCAUGAAAAUAUUACGUGUAUAUGUGGAAAAUGUUAUAUUAUUCAAGUUCUGUAUAAUCCACAGCCAUAAAAAUGAAAUUGUGAAAUGUUGCAUUGAGUGUUUUGUAGCUACGUUAUGAUGGUAAUUAAAGACAGUAAAACCAAA
Molecule: messenger RNA, 1901 nt
Organism: Scophthalmus maximus (turbot)
Lineage: Eukaryota; Metazoa; Chordata; Actinopteri; Pleuronectiformes; Scophthalmidae
Product: tubulin beta chain
Exons: 4
Coding region: 5-1525 (506 amino acids)
Biological process (GO): microtubule cytoskeleton organization; mitotic cell cycle
Cellular component (GO): cytoplasm; microtubule
Molecular function (GO): GTPase activity; GTP binding; structural constituent of cytoskeleton
Source: RefSeq, a predicted model, not a curated record